GAUAACUAGAGGAGAGAAAGGGAGGCAAAUACAUACAUACAAUGAUUGCUGAAAUUGGCGCCGACAACCCCAAGGCCAGCUCAAGCUUUCCCCAGACCCAAGCAGGUGUGUUCUGCCCAGAGUCACCCGUCUCAUCUGCCCCGGACCACGGCGUCGGCCAGUUGUUCAUUCGUAGCUCUUCGUCCAGGAGGGAUACACAGACCUCGGCUGGGAGCAUCAACCCUGAGGAGAGCUUGAUCAAGCCGCUGGUAUCCGGUGUAUCCUCAGCCGCUGCUACAGCCGCCUACACCAUGACCUCGUCGGGGGAAUUCAUGCAGACCGCUCCCCUGUUCGCCCAGAGGUCCAAGCGGAACGUUCUGUAUAAAAUCCUUUGUUUUCUCAUUCUGAUUUUCCAAGGAGGCAUUCUAGAUUUCUACCUCAUAAUCUUCACGGAUCUGUACUGGUGCUCAUGGAUCGCCACGGACCUGGUGGUGAUUUCGGGCUGGGGGAUUUUCUUUAUGAAGAACGCCAGGAGCAAGAGGGAGCGCGCCUGCGGGUUCCACCAGAAGAGCUCCAUAUUCGGGUGUAAUCUCGGGGAGUUCACGUACGCCUACUUGGCUUGGCUUAUAUAUGUGAUCGCCUGCACCCCAAAAGUAAUCCUGAUCUUGGAGACGUCGAUAUUAGACCUCAUCGCGCUUAAAGUUCCUUUCGGUGUAACCGGAUUUAAGAUAAUCAUGCUUCUUUCUGCGCCGUUACUCUACUGCCUCAUCAAUUCUAUUACCGAGGACCAGAACGGAGCGUCGCGCCACCGGUCCCAAAGCUGCUUCAUGACCACCUGCCUGGAUCUCAUUGACUGUUUAACUCUAGUGGAGGUGCUGCUGAGGAACGAGUUGCAGACGGUCUAUUUAAAGUACACGGUCAUCUCCGUUUAUUUCGUAACCUUGGCCGUCCCGGUGGUGUGGUUGUACGAGCUGACCGUCUCAGAGAUGCGUUGUCGCUGGGUCUGGGCAAGGUUCCUGGCCGGGUUGUUUGUCAACGCGCCGCUUCUGGUGGUCCGGGCCUUUCAGGUGUUCGUAUUCAAUAUGCCUGUCUCGGUGUUUAUGUUCAAGAAUGUAUUCUUCUUGGCCUGCAAGUGUCUAGAGCUUGUUGAGCAGUGCUUCGCGGUGCGUGGCGUCAGGAGGUUCGGCGAGGGUAACAACCCAGCGCAGUUCUCUCACUGUGUCUCCGAGAACGACAUGUGUCCCCACGGAUAUGUCAACACACUGGCCGUGACCACCCAGUCAUAGAUCGGCUUUAGUCUUCCUUGUUAUACCCCUGGAGGAUGGAAGUCACGUUAUAUGGUGGAGGAUUUUUUUUAAGUAACAGGACAGAGAUACAUCCUGAACGGCACCCUAAUGCUUCCUAUUGCCAAUAGUGCACUACUAACGACCAAGGCCCGUAGGGUGCCAUUUGGGAUGCACUCCUUUUGUCGGCCAACAACCGCCUUACUGACGAUUUCCCAUCUAUUCAUAUCUCAGAAAACAUUUGAUCUCCACCGGCGCUACAUAAUCAUUAUGCACCAACCACACCUGCAAUUCAACCUACUGACCUGCCAAUAUACCGGCAACGGACUACUAUUGCCUUCUUGGGGGGUAUUUUUGUCAAGUAGUGGCGGUUGUCCCCUCCCCUAAGUGUGGUUUUGUGAAUUGAAAUAACUUACUUGCACGUGUAAUGUGGGGCACCUUAAAUCGAGUGAGAAUUGAUUUAUUGCGUUUGUUUAAUGCGAGUAGGCCUUGUUGGCAAAGUGCAAGAAAGAUGUAGCUGUUUGGAAACAGAUGAGGAAGAUCGGGGUUUGAAAUGGAUGAUAAUCGUGUGUACGGCGUAGUUGUAGAUGUAAAUGUUAAUGAUUGUUUUAUAUCGGUAUGUUUUGUCUCCUAUCUGUGACUUCCAAAUACGGUUUCAAAAUCAAUGAAUGGAUGGAAACCUGCGUAAUUCAGAUGCGUAAUUAGUGCGUAACCAUGGUACAGUGUUCAACUAUAUAUCAUGCUUUUCUUUUUUUCCUAAUUUUGGCCUGAUAUUUUGUGAUUGUUUUACGAUAAUUCAAUUGAUAUUUCUUAAGAAUAUAAUAUUGAUAUUUUUAUUGUACUUUAUUGUAUCAUUUUAGGUACCACGGCAGUAUUUCCCGUCCAGUGAUGAAAUAGAGCGCAGACAUCCAUCCAACGGGCUAUUCAUUGUGUGACCUCUGUCACUCCGUCAACAAAAGGCCUACCUCUGCAUCUAGUCAAAGCCAAGCUUGACUGAUGGUAUAAAUACAGUUUCAGACACGGCACUCUGUCACUGGUAUACCGCUCGCCAUGAUGGAUAAUAUUUUUAAUAUACACGUGAUAAUAUUUCGAUCUAACAUGGCGAGACAAUCUUCUCCAAGGUGCUAUAAAGGAUAGGGAAGGAUGUGAGUGAUCGUAUGACAGCUGUUUGACAUCCUGUUCUCGGAAAUAAAACGAUAAUAAAUAACUGCUGGAGACCCUGUCCGCCCUACUGAUGAGUAUUAUGCAGCAUUGUAUUCCAUUUGACGCAGGAGAAAAUAAAUAAAACCACUUCUAUUACCAAGAAUAGGCACUACUGUGGAUGAGAGAAAUAGGUCACUCAAAGACCUGUAGCACAGAUAAUGCAGGGUUGCAAAUAAAUUGGAGUAUAAAUCACGUGGCGGUACAAUCGUCAUCCCAAAUGUAGGUCCCCUUCUCAUUCUCAGUAAAAAGAGUAAGAAUAGCAUUAAUCUAAAUGAUGGCCAGAUAAACGUUAGUAAUUACUGCAGCCUACAGAAGCAGAUGCUGUUGUGAAGCGCCAGGACAACCUCUGUCUUGUAUAUACUGUGCUACAAAAAGUUAUCCAUUGACUUUCCAGUAUCUCAGACCAGGGACGCCGAGGGCCCGGGGCAUAAUUUAACGUUUAGGACAGGUCAUAAACGUUUUAUUGUUUGUUUUAAUUCAUAACUAGGCCACAUUCAAAUGCCUUUGUUUUCAACACAGGUAAUUAAUAAGGUCACAUCUUUUCAAUUCAUAACCCACUGAGUCCCAAUCAGCCAUUCCUUAACUGUUACACAUAUUUAGACGUUUUCUUUUAGAAAAACGUUCCUUCCAUUUCAGUGCUCCUAGUUUUGGUUGCAUGGUAGCAAUGUUUUAGCCAGAUCGCUACAGUACUGUAUUGAUACA
Esox lucius (northern pike) is the source of this 3167-nucleotide messenger RNA. It is a transcript of the gene tmem121b, whose product is annotated as transmembrane protein 121B. NCBI's taxonomy places the organism in Eukaryota, Metazoa, Chordata, Actinopteri, Esociformes, Esocidae. The record is from RefSeq and is a predicted model, not a curated record. The transcript has a single exon. The coding region runs from base 42 to 1265 and encodes 407 amino acids.